Melanotaenia boesemani (Boeseman's rainbowfish) is the source of this 1656-nucleotide messenger RNA. RefSeq names its product Rab acceptor 1 (prenylated) (gene rabac1). Lineage: Eukaryota; Metazoa; Chordata; Actinopteri; Atheriniformes; Melanotaeniidae. Bases 192 to 815 code for a protein of 207 amino acids. Gene Ontology annotation, cellular component: Golgi apparatus. The transcript is spliced from 6 exons. The record is from RefSeq and is a predicted model, not a curated record.
GAGUUAGCUUUUGAUGCUACAGUAAAGCCACGAAGGGGAGGUCCUUGAUGCCGUCAGUAGGUGGCGAUGUUUGGGUCCAACGCAGUAUGAAGUUUAUAUUUUGCUUUCACAGCCACAUCACAUCCGUGAGCCAGAAAAGCACUAAAUUAAUUGAAGCUACCAUAUAAAACUGCCGCACAGAAAGUCUGUAGAUGCCAUCCGGAGCACCAAAGGGGGAGAACUGUCAAGUAGACAUGGACAGCAAGGCUGGAGAUCUUUUCAGUGCUGAUGAUGCUCAUCCAACUGGCACUGGAGGAGCAGGCGUGCUCUCAAAGCUCUGGCUGCCAAAAGGCUUUUCAGCUGGCAUGGCUAAAGAGUGGAUCGACAGGCGUCGAGCAUCCAUUCGACCGUGGGCCAGCUUUGUAGACCAACGCAAGUUUUCAAAACCUUGCAACUUUGGAGAGUUGUGUAAGAGGGUGGUGAAAAAUGUGGAAAUUUACAACAGCAACUACACCUUCAUCUUUUUGGGUCUGAUCCUCUACUGCAUAAUCAGCUCGCCCAUGCUACUGAUUGCCUUGGCUGUGUUUGCUGGUGCCUUUUACAUAAUCCAUCUCAAAUCUCUGGAGUCUAAACUGGUUGUUCUUGGGAGAGAGCUAACUGUGCCACAUCAGAUGAGUCUGGCUGGAGCCGUCUCUCUGCCUGUGUUCUGGUUGGCUGGAGCUGGAGCAGCUGUGUUUUGGGUUCUUGGAGCAACGCUGUUUGUGAUUGGCUCUCACGCUGCGUUCCGUGAGCUGGAGGGAUCUGACUUGGAGGAGCUCCUCAUGGAACCUGUGUAAAGAGCAGGAACUCUUUGCAGGAGGUGUUCAACUAUCAGUUAAUUAUUUAAUCCUGUAAUUGUGUUUGCCCACUUGGGCUGGGGAAAAACUGGGCUGAUACUCGUUCCCAAGCUAUAUAAAGUAUGUAUCCUGUGUUUAAUUAUGAUAUUUUGUCAACAGUACACCUGUCUUGCCUCACAAAUAACCUGUUACAGAAAAACUUCAUGCACGUAACUUGGCAUAUGCACAAAUAAUUAACUUCUUAAUGUAUUUCAAAACACAUUAUUUAUCAGAUUGUAUGCCUUUAUCUACAUAUUCUAAACCUGCAAUGCCUCUGGUUUGUAUCAUAAAGCCUCUCAGUUACUGUUGGGCCCUUUAUAUGAAGAUAUUCUCCUCAACAUGUUAAUGAUGUAUCUGUGCUGCACUCUGCUCUAGAUAUCUUAGGGAAAAGGUUUCCACCUGACAGGCAUGUAUACAUGUAAUUUUCACAUUUGUAAACUAAUUAUUUUUAUAAAGGUGAAGUGCCAUUUUAAGCUUUAAAAUUAUGCCUGAUAAUCCUGCACAAAUAAUUGUUAUUAUUGAAAUUAAUGCUGAAAAAAAUAAUAAAAAAUGUGAUCAUUCAGAUGCUUCUAGAUAAACUGAGAAGACUACAGUGGAGGUCAGUACUUAUUCAUGGUGUAUGAAUUAAGGAUGGUACUUUGCUGAUUGUGUGCAUAUUUAUCAGCUCUGUUUUGCAACAUUCAGGUCAUAAAAACAUUAAAUGUGUUUCUGAAAAUGUAAAAUCUGUUUACAUUUUUGAUGUAAGUUGUAUGUUUUGUAUUUACAUUUUUAAAGUGCAAUAAACCCACAAUGAAAAGCUUGU